GAGGGCAAAGUGUAAAUGUUCACAUCCGCUGGAGCAUAUGCCAUAGGAGCGACAGGGAGACACGCGAUCACAGUUUACAAAGCCUCCUCCAUAUAAAAGAGUUUCCAUGAGUGUCCGGCCCGCCCUCCACCUUCUACCGCUGGAGCUGAGGAUAGCUUCCAUUGGGAAGGAUGACCUCCCGUCUUUCACUUACCCUCUCCUCCAAAUGACCCUUGGGCUCCUGGGACAGCAGUCUUCAUGCAGACAGAAUCAUUUCUUUAGUUUCACUGAGACUAAAAAUGACUAUUCUCUCAUUUUAGAUAAUGAACUAUUUAAAGAACUCAUCCAGUUCCCAGGCUCCGAAGCCUUACAAGUAGCUCCAGAGAGUUGGAGACCGCUCACUAUUGAGGUGGGAGCUUUUGGGUCUCUGACGGGAAUAUCAAAACUAGUGGCGAGCGUCAUAGGACCACUGGCAGAUGAGGGGGUUUCUGUAUUUUGUCUCUCAACGAAUCAAGAGGAUUACGUUAUGGUAAAAGAGAAAGAUCUAUACAAGGCUAUGACAUGUCUUCAUCCAUGUUUCAAGCUGUUAGCAGAAUUAGAACAAGACGUACAACUAAUUGAAAACUUCUCUCACGAUAACGUUCCCAACCAAAUAAAAAAUGAUCUCAAUUAUAUUGAAUUACCCUCCCCUCGGUCCAUCACUCAUCCUUUCACGUGUACAGCGUCAAAGUUUCACGUCUGCUCCAUACUACCAUCCACUCUUCCAUCAAUAGCUCAACCUCUCCUACAACUAAUGUUCUACAAUACAAGGUCAGAUGACGUUUUCCUUUCCUUAUCAAUUAUCAGUGAUGACAUAUCAAUGGUACUGGAUGCCAGAGAUAUCGACAAGUUUCCGGAAGAUUCCGUGUACAGCAGUGAAGCAUAUUGGAAAGUCAUCACAAUUGGAGACGGACCACUUGGAUUUGACGAGUGUGGCAUAGUAGCUCAGGUCGCUGCUCCACUAGCUCAAGCUGACAUAUCCACCUACUACAUAUGUACUUUUUACAAUGACCACACCUUGGUACCAGAAGGAAGCGUAACUAAAGCGCUGCAACUGCUCAAUAAAUAUUUAAUGUCUUCCAAAGUGGACAAUUCUUCUUCUCCUGUCUCUGUGGGUAGUUUAAAUGGACUCACUCAUCCUCCUUCUCAAUUUAGAACUGAGCCAUUGCCACGGCUACCGUUAACUAACCCUGUUGCAUGAUAAAUUAAAUUUUAUUUAUUAUUAUUACAUGUUGACUGUUCUUGUAUUAUUAUUAUUUAUUGUUGUUGUUGUUUCUUGAUUGUGUUACUGUGUAACACACAGUCUCCAUGACUUACAUGAUCUUAUUAUUUAUUAUUAUUAUUUAUUAUUAAUAUUAUUGGUGUUACCGUGUUAUUAUCAAGUGCAAGGAUGUUA
Amphimedon queenslandica is the source of this 1414-nucleotide messenger RNA. Its product is annotated as GATS-like protein 2. The record is from RefSeq and is a predicted model, not a curated record. The transcript is spliced from 9 exons. Lineage: Eukaryota; Metazoa; Porifera; Demospongiae; Haplosclerida; Niphatidae. The coding region runs from base 107 to 1219 and encodes 370 amino acids.